Molecule: messenger RNA, 2577 nt
Organism: Trichoderma aggressivum f. europaeum
Lineage: Eukaryota; Fungi; Ascomycota; Sordariomycetes; Hypocreales; Hypocreaceae
Exons: 2
Coding region: 1-2577 (858 amino acids)
Biological process (GO): interstrand cross-link repair
Cellular component (GO): nucleus
Molecular function (GO): 5'-3' exonuclease activity; 5'-flap endonuclease activity; flap-structured DNA binding
Source: RefSeq, a predicted model, not a curated record
AUGGAUGCUUUCGUGAAGCGGCUAUCAGGUGCAGACGCUGAAGCUCGAGAUGCCCGGCGCUCACUUGGUGAUGCAUCGCCAGUCGCUUCAAGGCCGUCUAAGCGGCUAAAGAGGGACAACGGCACCGAUUCAGAGUCGGAAGAGCCAAAUGAGCUUCCUGUGGAAUAUGGGCAGCAAGUCAUUGCUGCUUCAGAGGCGCUUUCAGAUGAAACGGACCAGCGCCGGAGCAAGGAGCGAGUCACCGAGUUUGAGAAUGCCCUGCCGCCCACCGAGACCAAUGAAGAAGCAAUUACAGAGUACGAGGCUCUCAGGUCUUCCCAAAACAACGCUGGAGAAGAGAGAUCGGAUGUCAAUACUGCUCCUUUAUGGAUCAAGGGAAGAAGCUCGAUAUAUGUCGACGCAUUCAACCUCGCACUAGAUACAGUCUUGGAAGAAGAAUCGUCCCUGUUCAGUAGCAAAGAGAGCGAGAUUUUCCAGCAAUGGAGAAGCCUGAACUACGAGGCGCAGUAUUUAUACGUUCGGCUGUUUCUCCGGAAAACUGCGGCGUGGCAUCGGUCCUCUCGCUUGGGGUAUUUCAACGACAUCUCAGACCAUGACAGCGCCAUCGCUACGCUCCAGAAGUCUCGAACCCUACCUCCAGAGCAUGAAGAAGAGUCGCCCGUAGAAAACAAGCUGCCAUGUGCUGAGCUAGAAGACCCUGGGGAUAUCAAUACAUUUUCAUUUGCUGAUGCCUCCGAAGAUUAUCUCGAUACAGUCGAGGAGGCCGCGUCGCUACUGCACCUGGAUGAGCUCAAGGUUUUAGCUAAAGAAGCCAAGAUCCAAGGAAAGACCAAGAUGGAUAUGGUCAAAGCCUUGUGCCGGAUGAGCCAGCAGCAGGCUGGGCUGCUGUCUUUGGGCAUCAGUAGGCAAAACAGCAGAGAUUCGAAUACCUCUGAGGGAACAGACCAUCCUGGUCCAACGGUGCGCAAAGUAAAAAGGGAGAAUUCCAAUCGGGAACAGCACUUCCUGGCCAAAAUCCUUGCCAUUGUCGGUCCAUGUAUUCGAAUAUCGCCUGCUACUUUCACACUAUUCGAGAGGGUACAUCUGGUCUUUUACAGAUCUACAGAAUGGACGGAGAAAUCACUGACGACUAUCAUUCUGGCUAAGAUUGCGAGGCGGAAUUUUCCCGAGUACCUUGUGUGCCGUUCUUCCACAAUAUUUGCAUCUCGAUCUCACUUAUUGGAAUUUGAGGCGGCCAUUCGUAUGGAAGCGGAAGUUGAUAGUGUGCUUGAAUUCAGUGGACCACUAGAUGAAAAAGGGUCACAGAAAAUACUCGACAUCUUUGAAAGGGUACACCCCCGCUGGAGGGUGUUGGUUGAAGAAGAAACUGUGAAAGAGCGUCAAGUCUACGAAAUGGGAGAGGGUGCCUAUCUCAGGAGAUUCAAUCCUGCCCACUCAUAUACACGAAUCAUCGUGAAAGCUGCCUUGGUCUUUGGCAAACUAAAGAGAUACGCCAGGGAGCAUGAACUGUUGACUGAGCUUUUAGAACAGCGACUUUUUCACCUCGCUCGAAGGGGCUCCUGGUAUCAACGCAAGGCUCUCCUAGAAGAGCAUUACAUGCCCAGCCUUGACCCGGAGCUCACCCCCCAUGCGUUGGAGCAGCAGAAGAAGCGGUGGAGGGCCAUAGCAGUCUCGACUUGCGAGGCGGGCCUUCAAGACCCCGAUUGCCAUCUCAUACACCACUACGACUUACAAAAACGAUUGGUCAAAUUAGAGAAGAAGCUUCGUAUCCCCAAGCGUCUUCAGCAUGAUUUUGGACAUGUACGGCUUGCCGAUCCCUUGGAGCUAUCGGUUGAAGGAAUCCAAUUGAAGAAAAACCCGCCGCCGAAGCCGGGAGGCCAAGCUCCAAGCACGAGAACCAUGUGGUUGGACGAUUCAGACUCUGGCGGUGUGUGUACCGUGGAAGAGAUGUGCUUGAAUCACUUCCGGUCACAGGGGUGGAAGGGUUACCAUGCUGAGGGAGGCAUUAUUCGCACCCUGUUUGCUUACUUGUUCUACGACAUCCUGUUUCUCUACAUCCCCAACGUAUUCCAGACGGCCUUUCAAACUUGUCCGCUGGACUUGCACACCGACGCCUUCUUCCCUGCUCGGACCUCGGAGAUCAACCAUCGACUGGUCGAGAUUGCCAACGGGGAGGGUGAAAGGUUGCUUCGUGGGGUUUGGGAAAGGGAGCAUGAGCGACGAACCAGUGUGAUAGGUCUCAAUUGGGAUUUCCCGGUGGAGGACUUGACAGAACUAGUACGCUGCUUCCAAGGUAGCGCUUUAGCCGCUUUAUGCAAGGUGAUGGCUCAGGAGUAUAGACAGAGAGGUGGAGGCAUCCCGGACCUGGUUCUCUGGCGGAUGGCCCAAAAUGAAGAAGCAGACGGCACAGACAAGGAACCAGGAAAGGCAAGAGGAGAGGCCAUGUUUGUUGAGGUCAAGAGUGCAAACGACAGGCUGAGCGACACGCAGCGGCUAUGGAUCCACGUCCUCACUGGCGCUGGGGUCAAAGUCGCUCUUUGCAAUGCCGUCGCAAAGGAAAUCAGAGAAAUUGACUAG